AUGGAGUGGAACCAUCGACAUAGUGAUAAAGGUGCUGGCUACGGAGAUAAGAGGAUGGAGUUGGAAAGGGAGGGGCACGAGAAGCGUUGCUACAUAAACAACCCACAUGAUGUCUCACUCGACUACGCUUUGUUCAGAUCAAUAAACCUCAAACAUGACAACAACAUGGCUUACAACAAUAUCUUCGACGCAACCGUUGAUGCAUUUGUGUAUGCCAUGGUGAGAGAAGGGUUUGAAGGGAUUCCGGUGGUGGUGACGGAGACAGGUUGGCCAACGGUGGGCGGCGAAGCGGCGAGCGUUGAGAAUGCGUUGGAUUACAAUGGGAAUGUUGCGAGACGGGCGUUGAGCGAUCCAGUGUCGCGCAGGAACUGCAUGAGAGGAACCAUGGCCGGCAGGAGACUGUGGUCGAAAGCUCCGGAGGAAGGAUGGUAUGAACUGGACAAUAUCGUCGCUGCAUGGGAGGAUGAGAGCUUGAUUGUGUCAGCAACGCCUAGCAUAUGA
Ilex paraguariensis (yerba mate) is the source of this 501-nucleotide messenger RNA. Lineage: Eukaryota; Viridiplantae; Streptophyta; Magnoliopsida; Aquifoliales; Aquifoliaceae. The record is from the annotation of a GenBank genome assembly.